Molecule: messenger RNA, 2736 nt
Organism: Mauremys reevesii (Reeves's turtle)
Lineage: Eukaryota; Metazoa; Chordata; Testudines; Geoemydidae
Product: zinc finger protein 850-like
Exons: 6
Source: RefSeq, a predicted model, not a curated record
GGGAAAAGCUUCAAGUGGAACUCUGCCCUUAUCAGACAUCAGAGAAUCCACACAGGGGAGACGCCCUACACGUGCUCUGAGUGCGGGAAAAGCUUCAAUCAGAGCUCACACCUUAUCACACAUCAGAGAAUCCACACAGGGGAGACGCCCUACACGUGCUCUGAGUGCGGGAGAAGCUUCAAUCAGAGCUCAAACCUUAUCACACAUCAGAGAAUCCACACAGGGGAGACGCCCUACACGUGCUCUGAGUGCGGGAAAAGCUUCAAGCGGAGCUCACACCUUAUCACACAUCAGAGAAUCCACACAGGGGAGACGCCCUACACGUGCUCUGAGUGCGGGAGAAGCUUCAAUCGGAGCUCAAACCUUAUCACACAUCAGAGAAUCCACACAGGGGAGACGCCCUACACGUGCUCUGAGUGUGGGAAAAGCUUCAAUCAGAGCUCAACCCUUAUUAGACAUCAGAAAAUUCACACGAGAGAGAACUGCUACAUGUGCCAUGAGUGCGGGAAAAGCUUCAAUGGGCGCUCACACCUUAUCACGCAUCAGAGAAUCCACACUGGCGAGACACCCUACACGUGCUCUGAGUGCGGGAAAAGCUUCGGCGGAGCUCUACCCUUUUCACACAUUGGAGAAUCCACACAGGAGACGCCCUACACGUGCUCUGAGUGCGGGAAAAGCUUCAGGCGGCGCUCUGAGCUUAUCGCACAUCAGAGAAUCCACACAGGGGAGACGCCCUACAUGUGCUCUGAGUGUGGGAAAAGCUUCAAUCAGCGCACAAACCUUAUUAGACAUGAGAGAAUCCACACAGGGGAGAUGCCCUACAUGUGCUCUGAGUGCGGGAAAAGCUUUGGGCAGAGCUCUCACCUUAUCAGACAUGAGAGAAUCCACACAGGGGAGAUGUCCUACACAUGCUCUGAGUGCGGGAAAAGCUUCAAUCGGGACUCUGACCUUAUCAGACAUGAGAGAAUCCACACUGGGGAGACGCACUACAUGUGCUCUGAGUGCGGGAAAAGCUUCAUUUGGGGCUCUGACCUUAUUAGACAUGAGAGAAUCCACACAGGGGAGAUGCCCUACACGUGCUCUGAGUGCGGGAAAAGCUUUGGGCGGAGCUCUCACCUUAUCAGACAUGAGAGAAUCCACACAGGGGAGAUGGAGUGUGGGAAAAACUUCCAUUACCGCUCAGCCCUUAUUCGACAUGAGAUAAUCCACACGAAAGAGAGACCCUACGAAUGCUGUGAGUGUGGGAAACGCUUCAAUCAUACCUCAGCCCUUAGUAGGCAUCAGCAAAUACACAGAGGAGAAAGACCCUAUGAAUGCUGUGAGUGCGGGAAAAGCUUCACUCAGAGAUCAGCCCUUAUCUCUCAUCAGAGAAUCCACACAGAAGAGCGACCCUACGAAUGCUGCAAGUGCGGGAAAAGCUUCACUCAGAGAUCAGCCCUUAUCUCUCAUCAGACAACGCACACGGGAGAGAAACCCUACGAAUGUUGCGAGUGUGGAAAAAGCUUCUCUCGGAGCUCAAACCUUACUAUGCAUCAGAGGAUCCACACAGGAGAGAGACCCUAUGAAUGCCGUGAGUGCGGGAAAAGUUUCAGUCAAUUCUCCUCCCUUAUCUCUCACCAGAGAGUCCACACAGGAGAGAAACCCUAUGAAUGUUGCGAGUGUGGAAAAAGCUUCUCUCAGAGCUCACACCUUACUAUGCAUCAGAGGAUCCACACAGGAGAGAGACCCUAUGAAUGCAGUGAGUGCGGGAAAAUGUGGAAAAGCUUCAAUCGUACCUCAGCCCUUAGUAGGCAUCAGCGAAUACACAGAGGAGACAAACCCUAUGAAUGCCGUGAGUGCGGGAAAAGCUUCACUCAGAGAUAUACCCUUAACUCUCAUCAGAGAAUCCACACAGAAGAGCGACCCUACGAAUGCUGCAAGUGCGGGAAAAGCUUCACUCAGAGAUCAGCCCUUAUCUCUCAUCAGACAACGCACACGGGAGAGCGACCCUAUGAAUGCUGUGAGUGUGGGAAAAACUUCACCCGAAGCUCAAACCUUACUAGGCAUCAGAGGGUCCACACAGGAGAGAGACCUUAUGAAUGCCGUGAGUGCGGGAAAAGUUUCAGUCACUUCUCCUCCCUUAUCUCUCACCAGAGAGUCCACACAGGAGAGACACCCCAUGAAUGUUGCGAGUGUGGAAAAGCUUCUCGGAGCUCAAACCUUACUAUGCAUCAGAGGAGCCACACAGGAGAGAAACCCUAUGAAUGCAGUGAGUGUGGGAAAAGCUUCUCUCGGAGCUCAACCCUUGUCACACAUUACACAGUCCACACCGGAGAGAAACCCUAUGAAUGCAAAAUAUGCGGGAAAAGCUUCAAUGGGAGCUCUCACCUUAUCAGACAUGAGAGAAUCCACACAGGGGAGACGCCCUACACGUGCUCUGAGUGCGGGAAAAGCUUUAGUCAGAGCUCUGCCCUUAUCACACAUCAGAGAAUCCACACAGGGGAGAAGCCCUACACGUGCUCUGAGUGCGGGAAUAGCUUUGGGCGGAGGUCUCACCUUAUCAGACAUGAGAGAAUCCACACUGGGGAGACGCCUUACACGUGCUCUGAGUGUGGGAAAAGCUUCAGUCGGAGCUCACGCCUUAUCAGACAUCGGAGAAUCCACACAGGAGAGACGCCCUACACAUGCCAUGAGUGCGGGAAAAGCUUCAGACAGAGCUCAACCCUUAUCAGACAUCGGAGAAUCCACACAGGGGAG